Messenger RNA from Thlaspi arvense, 1442 nucleotides. NCBI's taxonomy places the organism in Eukaryota, Viridiplantae, Streptophyta, Magnoliopsida, Brassicales, Brassicaceae. The record is from the annotation of a GenBank genome assembly.
GAUAUUCGACAGCAAAAUCUGCAGCUAGAUAGCUCUGCGUAUGCGAGCUUGCCUUGUUAGUUUGAAAGAUUGAAGCUUUCUGGAUUGUUUUCUGUUUCUGCGGGAAGAAGAUUGACAAUGGGAGAGGAGCAUCCGAGAAAGCGAUCUAGACAACAUUUUGAAGCAGAGGCGAGACAGAUAUCUUCCCCUCAAUGCGAAACCUCUAAGUGGUAUUUCAGCAGGGAAGAGAUUGAGCGUUUCUCUCCGUCUAGAAAGGAUGGGAUUGACCUCGUGAAGGAGUCGUUUUUACGGUCUUCGUAUUGCACCUUCCUUCAAAGACUUGGCAUGAAGCUUCAUGUGUCCCAGGUUACAAUAGGAUGUGCAACGGUGAUGUGCCACCGGUUUUACAUGCGUCAAUCUCAUGCAAAAAAUGACUGGCAGACGAUAGCAACGGCCAGUCUCUUCCUCGCUUGCAAAGCAGAAGAUGAGCCGUGUCAACUGUCCAGCGUUGUUGUUGCUUCUUACGAAAUAAUUUAUGAGUGGGAUCCUGCUGCCUCGAUUAGAAUCCAUCAAACUGAAUAUUACCAUGAAUUUAAAGAAUUUAUUUUGGCCGGGGAGAGGCUUCUGCUGGACACAAGCGCUUUCCAUCAUCUAGACAUUGAACUUCCCUACAAACCUCUGGCUGCGGCGUUGAACAGGCUCAACGCUUGGCCUGACCUUGCAACAGCUUCAUGGAACUUUGUGCAUGAUUGGCUUCGAACGACACUCUGCUUGCAGUACAAACCCCAUGUUAUUGCAACUGCCACUGUGCACCUAGCUGCCACGUUUCAGAACGCGAAAGUAGGAAGCAGGAGAGAUUGGUGGUUGGAGUUUGGAGUAACAACUAAGCUUUUAAAAGAGGUGAUCCAGGAAAUGUGCAUGCUGAUAGAAGAGGACAGGAGGAGGACGAUGCCGCCUCCAAGAAGAGAGGUAGCUUGGGCAAUACCUGCAGCCAUGAAGCCGGUCCAUAUGGCUAGAGGCUAUCCGUUUCACAGCUACCCUUUGCAGUCCUAUAGACAGCCUGGCAUCUGGUGAUCCAUUGUUUUUUCAGCAGCCUGAAGAUGUAAUCUCUCUUGUUGUCUGAGUUUGGUUGAUAAACUAAAAAAGAGAUUCUGUGGAGUUUCAGAGGCAUAUAGCAACCUGAGUGAAGUGUUUUUUUGGUUAUGUUUAAGCCUCUCAGGUGUGGCCAUCUUCACCAAAGCGAUUCUCUCAAGAUUCUUCUUCUUUGUUCUGUUACAUAGAGAUUAUGUAGAGUUGUUGGUUAUACAAGUGUCCACUCACUUAUUCUAAUACUAUUGGACUUUCAUAUCAUUGUAUAUUUUGAAUCUAUAUAUUUGGGUUUCUUCAAAAAAAAUUCCUCAUUUGCCAAGUAGUUUGGUUUGAUGAGGUGCUGAUAUGAGCUGGAUGUAAGAGCUUUUAGCCCC